This is a messenger RNA of Pseudoliparis swirei, 4934 nucleotides long. It is a transcript of the gene sec16b, whose product is annotated as SEC16 homolog B, endoplasmic reticulum export factor. Lineage: Eukaryota; Metazoa; Chordata; Actinopteri; Perciformes; Liparidae. Bases 507 to 3350 code for a protein of 947 amino acids. The record is from RefSeq and is a predicted model, not a curated record. The transcript has 24 exons. Gene Ontology annotation, cellular component: ER to Golgi transport vesicle membrane; endoplasmic reticulum exit site. Gene Ontology annotation, biological process: autophagy; Golgi organization; COPII vesicle coat assembly.
CACAACACCCACCCACCCACCUCUACCACACAUACACACAUGUAACCUACGACCCGAGGACCAACCAGCCAUGUGGAGUUUACAAAGAAAGGACUGACAGAACUUAUUCUUUCUUCUGGAAGUAGCCUGGAGAUGGAUGUGAUUUCCUCUUUUCUUGCACUGCGGGGCUGCUGCUGUCAAACCUCUCAGGGCGUGCUCCACUGUUUACUCUCAGCUCACGGACCAGACUGGGGCUGGGAUACACAAUCCAAAUAGAACGGAGGUGAGGGAUUAUUCAUACCCUGGAUGGUAUGAUUUUGAUUUUAAAUUAUCAUUUGGUGAGUUUUUCUUUCCUCCUCCCCUUGGAUCAUUAUGUUUCGCACUGCUUCCUGUGCAGUAACAACACAGUGGUAAAUGGGUGAACUUUAUCCCCUUGUUAUCAUGCAGAGUCGUUUAUCAGCUCCUGUUGUAUGAGCUUCAGUGAAACGAUGUGGCAGUGGUAGUUGUACUUUGACUGCAUCUGGCUUAUGCGAGCAGCAAGAGGGAGGCUGAUCUUGUGUCGAGGGGUCAUCAUGGAACACAGGGGUCACCCCCGGCCCGACUCCGUCCAGCACUCUUACAGAACUAAAGACAGAGACAGGUAUUCUCAGCAGGACAGGGACCACAGCUAUCAACCGCCGGACCCCAGAGAGAGGGACAGACACUGGGCUCAGACGGAUGCCCACUACAGGGCUCACUACACCAAUCCACCUGCCAGACAGGAGCAGUAUCCUCACAACGCUCAGCAGUAUCCUCACAACGCUCAGCACUAUUCUCAUGUCUACGGCCAUCCGGAAAUCCAAAGACCACAGUCCAGGCAUGGGUAUGACUAUCAACCCCACAGCCAACGGGACUACAGAGACCACUAUGGUUACUAUGACCAAGACUACUACAGGGGACAGCAUGGACGACAAGAUGCCGGCCCAUGGGGGGUCCAGAGCUCCUCGAGGACGGCCCCUUAUCGUGAUGGAUCCUACAAGCCGGAGCACUCGGGGAGCUCCUACACCGACGAGCACAGGUACGACCAAGGGCGAGUCGACUCCCAGCAGCACCUCAACCACUACGAGGAGAAUCCAUCCAGAGAGAACGAAGAGGUGUCCUCUUACCUGGGGACAUUGGAAAGCUCCAAAAACUCUGGGCUGUCUUCCAGCAGCUAUGAGCUGAGUCAGUACAUCAACGGAGGGGACCACGGCGAGCCCGUCCACCAAUCCGACCGCACGUCUGACGCAGCUCCUUCAGAGCACUCGCGGGUGCAUCUGAUGUCAGCCCCUCUGAAGUACUCCAUCCCUCAUGUGGUGGUGAGCUUCGGGCCAGCGGGCCAGCUGGUACGGGUCACUCCAGGCUUGUCCACGCAGGAGAACGUCAGCCAGCUGGAAGUCCACAGUCUGGAAGUCAUUCUAGGUGAGACCAAGGACCAGCUGGAGAUGAGAAACUUCCCAGGGCCCUUAACCAGGGAAGAUCUGCACAAAGUGGAUGCCUUAGAGUUCGCCCAACAGAGGGCCGGCGCCUGCAUGAGGGGCGACGACGAGCUGCAGGAUAAGAGCUCUGCUGCCCUCCUGUGGAGUCUCCUGAUCCUGCUGUGCAGACAGAAUGGACAAAUCGUUGGCUCGGAUAUCGCAGAGCUGCUGAUUCAGGGCUCACAUUCCGAAGGAAGCUGGGAGUCAGAGGCUCCCACACUCAUUGACUUCAGUGACGGUGCAACUGCUGAAGCACCAACUGGCACGGGAGAUGACCUGCUCACGGGAGACUGGAGCAGAUUCAGCUCUGAGACCUCUGGGAAGGCCCUGCAGAGCUACACCCAACUGCUGCUGGCUGGGAGAAAAAAGGAGGCCUUGGAGUCCGCGAUGAGCAGCGGCCUGUGGGGGCAUGCACUGUUUCUGGCCAGCAAAAUGGACAACAGGUCCUACACCACUGUGCUAAACAGGUUUACAGGCCAGCUCUCGGCCAGCGAUCCCCUCCAGACCCUCUUCCACCUGCUGACUGGGAGAAUCCCUGCUGUAUCCAUGUGCUGUGGCAAUGAAAAAUGGGGGGACUGGAGGCCCCAUCUGGCUGUUAUGCUCUCCAACGAGACGGGAGACCCUGCCGUCCAACAGAAGGCCAUCGUCACCAUGGGGGACACCCUCGCCUCCAGAGGCCUUGUACAUGCCGCCCAUUUGUGCUACCUGACGGCCGGCGUUCCCUUCGGGGGAUUCAAUCAAAAGGCGGAGAGACUUGUGCUUCUGGGCAGCAGCCACAGGCAAUCCUUUAAAUACUUUGCCACGAACCUCGCCAUUCAGUGCACUGAAUUUUAUGAAUACUGCCAGACACUUGGGGGCAGAGGCCUUUCACUACCAUCCUUUCAGGUGUAUAAGUUCCUGUAUGCCAGUCGACUACUGGACUGCGGCCUUGCAUCGCAGGCCUUUCAUUACUGCGAGGUGGUGGGACGGGCGAUCCUCAGAGAGAAGGAGUCUUCCUUUGUGCUGACUGGAGAGGUUAUCAAGCUGUCAGACAGGCUGAGACACGCCGAGGGGGAGUUCAGUGACGCAGGUGUUAGCGGAGCCGGGCAGGAACCCGACUGGCUGAGACAGCUGCGUGCCAGGCACCACGGUUUACAGACGGGGAGUUACACCUGUCCUGAAACAUUCCAGUCACCUCCUGAGGAAAGCGCGUUGGCCCAAGAGGAUGACAACGUGUCCAUAGAAUCACGCGUGGAUGACCUAAAUCGUGACAUCCAGAGUCCGGAGCCAGAACUCCUUUAUUACACAGGCGUUGGGGAGCAAGCGAACCUCCAGCACCAAGUGGAAAGACUAACGGAGGAAUUCAACGUAUUGUCAUGGGGCGAUAACGGAGCUCAGGACGGGCCACACGCCAAUUCUCCGAUGCCGGUACCGCUUGUUUAUGCUCCCCCUGCGUCCACAGGGACUGAGAGCCAAGCCUUUGGUUAUCAUAACAGAGAUAGUGCUGAAGUCAUAGAUGCCUCGCCACAUUGUCCUCCAGCAGCGGAGGGGGCUGGGUCAUCCUACGGAGCAGGCCCGAUGGGGCUUCAAAUGCUUGAGGUCAACGUCAGUCGGCAGGGGCAAUUCCAGCAGAGCGUCGGGCAAGGUUUAGGGGGCUACGAGCAGACCGGCGAACCUCCUAAACAGAGCACCAAAGCCGGCUGGUUUAGCGGUUGGUUCAAGUCGAAGCCCAAAGAUGUUCACGAGGACAGUUCAGAGCAGAGAAGCCCGGCUCAGAUGGAGCUACCACCGACCACCGGCUUCUGCCCCCCUCCCCCGCCCGCAAUGUUUUCAUCUCAGCCUUCCUCGGCUGGCAUCAACCCCUUUUCAAGGAAAGCAGGACAGCAGCUGGGGUAGACGCCCUGUCCAGACCUCCAUGCUGUGUCACAGGGUGUGGGCGAUAUCAGAACACCUGUCAACCAGUGUCUCUAUCUCUAAUUUCCCCUUGGGGAUUAAUAAAGUAUAUAUCUAUCUAUCUAUCUAUCUAAUGAGAGCUUCAUCUGCACAUGGAUGAACACCAAUAAUAUCUACUAUAUCCCCCCCACCCCCCACACACACUUCUUUCUUUUUAAGGAUGUCCUUACAAACCCCCACCGUGCUCACCGUCAUGUUGCAUAUUCGAUCCAGAAAUACUCUGGGGGGACUGGCAUUAGUAACUCAUAUUGCAUCGAGCACAUGUGCUCUCCAAAAAGCUGACAGCGGGGAAAUUGCCAGCAGACGCACUCCAUAUUUCGGGGAAGGGAUAUUUUAAUUGACCCCAAUAACCAUUUAUGCACAAGAGCUUUGACCAGGGUGGAACGAUGCCAGCAACUGCAUAAUGUAAGUUAUAUUUAGAAGUGUAAAUCCCAUUCUUAUGAUCCACGCUACUUAAAACACAAUUGGUUAUAACAAUGAACAAAAAUAACAUUCAAACACAAAUGAGGUGCGAACUAUAAAGAUUAAUCCGAUGUCGCGGUCGCUCAUUAGCCUCGGGGAAGCCAUCCAAGCGGAGUGAUCCUGAAACCGCGAGUCUGAAGUUUCAUCCUGGGAUCUGGCAGGAAAACAAACUGUGUCCCAAUUUGACGAAGGACACGUCAUCGGAAUCAGUCUUUAAUUAACACUUGUUCUCGAGAGGAAGAUCAUGUCAGGUCUUUGUGACGGGGUGAGGCUCAGGCGCAGAGAGACAGGCUGGACGCAAUAUAAAUAACAAAAAAGCACUCUUAAUGAGGCAAAACAGUUUACAAAAAAACAAGGUCCAAAAGGGGCAGGCAGAGGAUCGUCGGUCAGGGAAGGCAGGCAGGAUCAGAUACGACAGACGGGACAAAGGGAAAAAGACACGGAACUAGAGACGACAAUCCGACAGCAGACAAGGGAAAGACUGACACAAUAUAUAGGGGGGAAACACAGGUGUACAACAUCAGACAGUAACGAGACAAGAGUGGCUGAGGGCAGGUGCAGGGAAUUAAACAAUUAAGACAGAGAAGACACAGAGGAGACAUAGGAGACACGGAACACAGGAGAAACAGAACAGAGUGUUACAGAUCAAGUAAACCUCAGGGCAACGUGGACAUGAGGUGAACCUCAACUCUUUUCAAAUGUCAUUUCUGUUCUCUCCAUCUGAUUAUUAACCUUCUGUAAAGGGAAUUGUAUUGUAUAUCAGUUAUUGAUGCUGCCAAGAUGGAUGACAAUGCGCGGAUUGGAGAAGACACGUUAAAGACAAACACCCCCAACACAUACAGCCAGUAUUCACUUAUUGGAUGAAACUGUUUAUGCGCUGAUAAUUGCAAUGCUUUCAUUUGAGAACAAGCUUUAUUGAUCGCCCUAUCAAAUAAAUGUAUAUGUUAUGACGUAGUUAAUGUAGGCUCCUUUAAAUGUAUAUAAAACACACUAAUAUAUGCUAUUAUUACCGCCACUUUUUUCACAUGUCUUUGUGCUCUAUGUAUUACAGUAUUUGUCAAUGCU